AUGGGAAGAAAAGCCGAUCUUACUAACGAUGACGAUGAUGAUGCUAUGCACCAAUCACCUUCAGGUCUAGCGCGAUUAAUUCCGAACUCGACGAAACACGAAUCUCAGCUGAAUAAUUCUAAUAGUCAUCAUCGAAGUUGCGAUGAGAAUCGAUUGCACGACGAUGGCAAUGAUCUACUCAUUCAUGAUACAAUUCUUCCACAUCGAAAACGUGUACGAAAAGAUACGUUGCAAUAUCUUCAGCCUCAACAGUCGACAACGUCAUCAUCUGAAAUCUUAGAUGAUGAAAACAGUCAUCGUCAUAAUUCAAGGAUUAGUGAAGUGGAUGGAUUAUGUUCAACCGAUGCGGCUCAGAUCUCCUCAUUUCAUCAACAGAACCAACUCGCAGCGGCCGCUAAUGGUCUCCUAAGUCUUUCGAAUUCGUUGAUGAUUAACAACGAAGAUAAUCCCACUGAAUGUCAUUCGAAUUCUUUAAUGAAUGAUGGAACAGCGAAUGGAACUAUGUCGUUAAUAUGCGGCGUUUGUCAAGAUCGAGCGUCGGGGAAACACUAUGGUGUUCUAUCAUGUGAAGGUUGCAAAGGAUUUUUCAAGCGAAGUAUUCGUAAACAAGUUCUAUAUACAUGUCUUGGAACGAAAGAAUGUCCAAUAAAUAAGUUUAUGCGAAAUAGAUGUCAAUACUGUCGAUUGCAGAAAUGUCUUCAAGUUGGUAUGCGUAUUGAAGCUGUUCAAAAUGAACGGCGACCUUCAACAACAAAUACGAAUAAACAUGAUUUGAUGCUGAAUAGUAUUCAUAAUCAAAGAUUAAGAAAAUCAAAUGACCCAUCAUCACUACUGACUUCCUCUUCGAAUGGAAUUUAUCCAUUAACGUCAUUAUUAGCGAAUUUAACUAAUAGUCGUGAUAAUACCAUUCAGAUGUCAUCAAAUGAUCAUAAAAAUCAACAGCAACAAAGCACCCUUCAUAGUAUUCUUACAUCUACGUCCCGAGUCAAAUCACCGACACUAUCAUCAGCAACAUUUCUUUCUCCGCCAUCAUCCUCAUCGUCAUCAACAUCUUCGUCAACAUCAAGCACAACAACUAGUCUUCGUAUCGAUUGUGACAUCAAAACUGAAACAAUGGAUACAUCUACAACAAAAAGUCAAAAUCAACAACAAACAUUAGCGAUAUCGAGAGCGUUUGAUAAUCUAGCAAAAGCUGCCUCUCAUUUGCGGUCGAAUAGUACGACAAAUCCAUUAUCUCUUGCCCAGCAACAACAUUUGUUCACCGAAAAACGUUAUUGGGAACAAGUUGAACGUCCAUUAGUCACUGAUAAAACCAGUAAAUUUAUCAUCACACCACCAACAAAUCACGAUUUUCAAGAUGCUCAGUUACUAUUACCGACAAGUAGUUUCAUCUGUGAAUCAGCGUCACGAAUUCUCUUUCAAUCGAUCGAUUGGAUCAAAAACCAUGCCUGUUUUCAAACACUUGAAGCACAAAUGCAAAUCGUUCUUUUACAAAACCAUUGGCUGCCUCUAUUCAUUUUGAGUUUAUUGCAAUGUUCACCGACAAUUAGUUUAGCCAAUAUUCUCACAACGUUACUUGCGAAAAAAUUAGUUAAUAACGAAUCAAAUAAAUGGUUAGAGUUGCGUCGAAUUCAAUCACUUCUCUACGAAUUCGAUCGUUUACAUAUGACUGAUAUUGAAUAUGCUUAUCUGAAGUUAAUAGUUGUUUUAAAUCCGAGUAAUAGUACCGAGUGUAUUUCAUCUUACGAUCAAAUUGAUGCAUAUCGAAUGCUAACAUACAAAGAAUUGCACGAUUAUAUCAAUGAUCGAAAUCUUUCAACAUCGUAUGAAGAUUAUAGCAGCGAUAGUGAACGAUUAGGUCGUCUUUUGUUAAAACUACCUUCAUUAGCUGAACUUGAUACCAGUAUUAUUGAAGAAAUUUUCUUUGUAGGACUAAUUGGCUCGGUACAAAUUCAUAAAAUCAUUCCGUGUAUUCUUAAAAUGAGUGUCACAUCGUCAUCAUCCUUGUCAAAACAAAGUCUAUCACCACCGUUAAUAAAAUGCGAAAAGAGUGAACAACCAUCACAACAACAAUCACUGAUCUCGUCAUCAUUGUAA
This is a messenger RNA of Adineta ricciae, 2097 nucleotides long. Lineage: Eukaryota; Metazoa; Rotifera; Eurotatoria; Adinetida; Adinetidae. The record is from the annotation of a GenBank genome assembly.